GUAUCGUAUCAAUGAUUAGGAGGAAGAUAACAUAACUAUACAUAUAAGUGCUUUGAUUUUUUUUUUUGGCAAAGACUGACUCCAUUCGGGACAAAAUGGUGAAUAAAGUGGUAUUGACGUUGGCGGUGUUCCUUGUAGGAUGCUUUGCCAUUCCAACUCCCGAAUGGGAUCAGUCCAUAUUCUAUGAGCAUGUAGACCCCGAGGCUCGCAUCGUGGGUGGCAGCGAGGCCCCAGAAGGCGCCCAUCCUCACAUGGUGGCUCUCUCUAAUGGCGUGCUGAUCAGGAGUUUUGUGUGCGGUGGCUCUCUGAUAUCCACGCGUACGGUGCUCACGGCUGCUCAUUGUAUUGCUGCUGUGUUCAGCUGGGGCGAAUUGAGCAGCUCCCUCCGUGGUACAGUUGGCACCAACCGCUGGAACCAAGGCGGCCAGUCCUACGCUUUCGCUCGCAACGUCACUCAUCAAAAUUACGUGUCAAGUACGAUCAAGAACGACAUCGGUAUACUCAUCACCUCUACAAAUGUAGUCCUGUCUCCGACUGUUGGAAUUAUUUCCCUCACUUUCAACGAAGUCGGUGGUGGCAUCGCAGCCAGGGCCGCUGGUUGGGGUAGAAUUAGGGCUGGCGGUGCCCUGUCGACCCUGCUUCUCCAGUUGGACGUGCGAACUAUCAGCGGCCAGCAGUGCGUAGACGACGUCAGACAAGCCUCCAUAGACUUUAACGUCAGUGCGCCCCCUGUGGAGCCCCACAUCGAACUGUGUGUGGUACAUUCCGUCAACCAUGGCAUGUGCAACGGCGAUUCAGGCAGCGCUCUGGUCCGCUUAGAUUUGGGGCUCCAGAUUGGUAUAGUUUCCUGGGGAUUCCCCUGCGCUCGGGGCGCCCCCGACAUGUUUGUCAGAGUUAGCGCUUACCAAAACUGGGUCUUGGCGAAUGCCAUCUAAUUUAUUGCUCAAUAAAAAGUUAUUUAACUAA
Molecule: messenger RNA, 966 nt
Organism: Amyelois transitella
Lineage: Eukaryota; Metazoa; Arthropoda; Insecta; Lepidoptera; Pyralidae
Product: chymotrypsin-1
Exons: 5
Coding region: 96-935 (279 amino acids)
Biological process (GO): proteolysis
Molecular function (GO): serine-type endopeptidase activity
Source: RefSeq, a predicted model, not a curated record